Messenger RNA from Paramecium pentaurelia, 681 nucleotides. The record is from the annotation of a GenBank genome assembly. NCBI's taxonomy places the organism in Eukaryota, Ciliophora, Oligohymenophorea, Peniculida, Parameciidae.
AUGAUUUUGUAACUAACUACAAAGUUUAAGCAGGAUCUGUUAGGAAAAAUUAAUGGUCCAGUCUAAGUGAGAUCUUUCUAUCCAAGAUAAAUUAUUUGCUUUGGAAUGGAUGGAUUAGACAUCUAUUAAGCUAAAAUCUUCUCUCAAAUGAAGUUUAUUAAAGCUUAAUACUAGCCCUUUCAUGUUUGAUAUUUAUUUUGAUUCAUAGUAGAGGAAUUGAGAGAAGAAUUAGAUACAAGAUUUGAGUCAGAAAAAAAUCGAGGAAGUCUGAACUUAAAGAUAAAUAAUUUAAUUUAUUUAACAAUGCCAAAAGCUUUAUUUAUGUUAACGAUGUAGCUAUGGGCGUUUCAAAAAAUAAACCUAAUAUGUUAAAUGAUCAUAUGGUCAAUUAAUCAAAAUAAUUUAUGUGAAUACAAAUAAAAAUUAGACGGUCAUGUUAAUUUUAUUAGAUAUGUUUUAAUUAAUAAAACUUACGAUCUUAUAAUUUCUGGUAGUGAUGAUAGGACAAUUAAAUUUUGGCAAAAAAAAUUUUAAUGGAACUGUAAGUAAACUAUUAAUGAUCAUAAUAAUAGAGUGUUAGCAUUAUGUAUAAAUGAAUAAUAAAAUAAAUUAAUUAAAUGCAGUGAAGAAAUUCAAUACUAAUCAUUGAAUUUUCAGAAUCAGACAGAAGAUGGGUUGUGA